This is a messenger RNA of Ostreococcus lucimarinus CCE9901, 1125 nucleotides long. RefSeq lists its product with no specific name. The coding region runs from base 1 to 1125 and encodes 374 amino acids. NCBI's taxonomy places the organism in Eukaryota, Viridiplantae, Chlorophyta, Mamiellophyceae, Mamiellales, Bathycoccaceae. The record is from RefSeq and is a predicted model, not a curated record. The transcript has a single exon. Gene Ontology annotation, cellular component: plasma membrane.
AUGGCGACGAAAGCCGCGGGCGUCGCGCUCGCGCUCGCGACGUGCGCGCUCGCGACGGCGACGUCGGGCGCGAUCGGACGCGUCGCGAACCGCGACGGGGCGUCGCCCGCGCCCGCGGCGCCGCUCGCGAUCGCCGGGGGGGCGCUGCUGCGACGAAGAUUUCGAACGCGCGAGGCCGCGUUCGCGAGAAUCUUCGAGCCGGGCGCGCGGGCGUGCGCGGAUCGAGGGCUGAAACUCGGGAUCGCCGCGCUGGGGGCGAAGCUUUCGUUGCGCGAGAUCGGGGAGACGGCGACGGCGGCGGCGCCGGCGAUCGCGGCGACGGUGACGACCGGGCUCGCGGCGACGCCGGCGCUGCGAAGGGCGGCGAGCGAAAGGUUCGGACCGGCGAGCGGGCUGACGCGAAAGGUGGGCGCGCUGCUGGCGGCGGGAACGAGCGUGUGCGGCGUGACGGCGAUCGGGGGACUGGCGCCGGCGAUCGGGGCGAGUCAGCGGGAGAUUGGGGUGGCGGUGGCGAACGUGGCGGCGUACGGGACGCUCGGGAUGCUGGCGUAUCCGUGGGCGGCGAAGCGGUUGUUUCCGGAGGGCGGCGUCCCGGCGGGGGUGUUUUUGGGGCUCAGCGUGCACGAUACGGCGCAGGUCGUCGGGGCAGGGAUGACGUUUCGAGACGCGUUCGAGGAUGAGAUGGCGUUUAAGGCGGCGACGGUGACAAAGUUGACGAGAAAUCUCACCCUGGCGUUGGCGAUUCCGUAUCUCGCGUACGCGUUCAGGAGCGCGGACGCGGGCGCGGGCGCGGCGGCGAAGCGUCCGGCGCUCGUGCCGGGGUUUUUGAUCGCGUUCGUCGCGAUGGCGGCGCUGCGUUCGCUCGGGGACGCCACGGAAUCCGUUCGCGACGACGCGCGGUGGAAGCGUUUCCACAAGGCGACGGGGGAUUUCGCGUCCAACGUGGUUUUGCCGACAUCCAUGGCGGCGGUCGGUUUAUGCAUGAGCGCGUCGGCGCUUAGCGGCGUCGGUGUGGCGCCGUUCGUCGUCGGGGCGUGCGCGGCGACUUCCGUCGGUGUGGUCGCCGCGUGCAGCGUCAAAGCUCUCGACGCCGCUGGCGCGUUUCGAGGCAUCGGCGCGAGUUGA